CCUCUUUCUGUCUUAAAGCAGGAUUUCCUGUUCUCAGACAUGUCUUGCCAUGCUUCAGACCAUUAUCACAAUUAAGAGAAAAUAAAUCCUAUUCACAAACAAUAUCGAAGGAGAUUCUGCAUCUAUCACCCAUCUCGGCCAUUACCGCCAUUAUUGCUUAUCACUUGCUUGACGAUGCUUCUACUCCAGCCGUUGAUAGGUCUCUUGCUGAUCAGCCUUGCUCAUGGCGACUGCCCCAUUUUGUUCAGUCCUGUUUAUGUGGUUGUUGAAUAUGGAAAAUCAUUUUCAGUGAACUGCUCCUCCACCGGCGAAACAGACCAGUUCGGCUUGAGUUGGGAAAAAUCUAAUGAAACAAUAGAGAACAAUGAAGACAUCUUCAUAAGUGUGAAUGUGACAGACUGGGAGAGGACGCUAACUUGUUACAUGUACUCUAAUGAAGCACUGUGUUCUCAGAAUCUUCCAGUUACCAUUUACAAGACUCCAGACAAUGUGUCCAUCAGCAUUGUGAAUCACAGAGGACCAAUGAUAGCGGGACAGCAGUAUGAGCUCCAGUGUGAUGUUCACGAUGUGGCUCCUGUUACGGAGCUCGCUGUCAAAUGGUAUAAAGGACAGACUCUGCUGGAUCAAACCACCUUCACUGAGGAUAGCAAGACUCCAGUGAAUGUAAACACCACACUCCUGAUCCGUCCAGACAGAGCUGAUGAUGGAGCUCAAUACAGAUGUGAAGCACAGCUGGAUCUGGGAGAAGAUGGACCUCAAUAUCCUACAAAAUCUUUGGAAGCUCUCAGUGCUGAAGUACACUAUAAACCAAAACACUCCAGUUCAACAGAGACCAUCAUUCAAAAGGAUGUGGUCACGCUAAACUGUACAGUGAAGGCAAACCCGGCUCCUGUGUACAUAUGGUACUCAGAUCAUCUGAAAGAGGAGAUCAGCUCCUCAGUGCUCCAGUCCUCCACACUCAGUCCAGGAAACUACACGUGCAACGCCACAAACUCUCUGGGAACUGACACCAAAGUGUUCAUCAUCAAGUCAGAGCUUCAUCUAUCUGUAGAGAAUCAAUGUCCUGUUCAGCUCAACCCACAAAGAGCUGUUGUGAGAUACAACGGUUCUGUUGCAGUUAACUGUAGCGCUUUAGUCUCACAUAAAGGGAUUGGAUGGGAAGCCAGUGAAGGAGCAGUGCCCAAAACCAGUAACAGUCUGAUCAUAUGGAGAGUGUCACACCUGACAGAAUGGGAUAUACAGCCAUUCUGCUACAUAAACUAUGAGAGACAGUGUCAAGUAGAGCUCCCAGUCAUUAUUUACAAGACUCCAGACAAUGUGUCCAUCAGCAUUGUGAAUCACACAGGACCAAUGAUAGCGGGACGGCAGUAUGAGCUCCAGUGUGAUGUUCACGAUGUGGCUCCUGUUCAGUAUCUCACUGUCAAAUGGUAUAAAGGACAGACUCUGCUGGAUCAAACCACCUUCACUGAAAAUAGCAAGACUCCAGUGAAUGUAAACCCCACACUCCUGAUCCGUCCAGACAGAGAUGAUGAUGGAGCUCAGUACUGGUGUGAAGCACAGCUGGAUCUGGGAGCAGAAGGACCUCAACAUCCUCCAAAAGAAACAUCAGCCCAUAUCAACAUUACUGUAUAUUAUGCUCCAAACAUUCAGUUUUGUAACAGCUGGUCACCAUUGACAGGGACCUCAUUGGAUUCAUAUCCUUUAAACAUAAAUUCUGUUUUGGGUAAUCCUCGUCCAAUCAUCUCCUGGAGACACAAAGCAUCAUCAGUCAAUUCCUCUCUGCCUCUUACCAAAUUUGAUUCUGGCCAAUAUGAAAUCAUUGCCAGUAAUGUCCUUAGUAAUUUCAGUUGUUCUAUAAACAUCACAGUAGAGUAUCCUCCAGAACUGAACUGCAGUGAGAACUACGAAGUAAAAGAAAAAACACUCUUCCAAUUUCCUUGCAUAGCUGAUGGAUCCCCAAAGCCUAAAUUAUCCCUCCGCAAAAACGGAAAUAUUAUCCAGCAUGAAUUGUUUUUCCCCAAUUGGACUCAUAGUGGCCAGUAUCAAGUAAUCGCAGAAAACCAACGUGGAACUAUAAAUUCUACAGUCACCAUCAACAUCCUACAUGACUCUCUCAACUACUUUGCUAUUGUUGCUUUGGUACUGGGACUGCUUGUUUUCUUCCUAAUUUUAGUAGUGAUCGUAUUGCUGCUGAGGAGAAAUAAAAGAGGACAUUAUGAUUUACAGUCAGUGAAGCAGUAUGAAAUGCAACCAUUGGGCAAUGGGGGCCCUGCGUGAGUUUAUCCUGUUUCAAUCAGAUGAAUUAUGCUUAAAUUGAAAAAAGAUAAUAUACUAAGCAUCGUUCAGUUUACAACAAAUAAAUAACAUUCUAUAAAUAUCUGUGGUAUAAUGUGUGAAGUUUAAUAUUGUAUAGCAUGCACUUGUGUAUAUGAUAUGGAAGGUAUUUUUCAGUGACCAAGAAGAAUGUUUGAGAUGAAUAAAAAAAUAUUUAAAAUGUAUUAUCUUGUCACAUGAAAACAAAAUAGUUUUCUGUAUUUUGGUCAUGGUUCUGAUUUAUUAGUGUAAAGAAAAAGGUUUAUUUUGUGUUUAUAGCUGUUUACUUUUUAUUUUUUGAGAGAGAGAAAGAGCUGAUGGAUAAUUUCCAGGCCAGAAGUGUUUUUUUUUUCUGUGUUAAACAAGUUUGACCGUCUGUAUUGGGAGUUAUUUUAAGUAAUCUGCCUGUUUUCUUUUCUUUUUUUAAAUAACUAUAAUAAUGAUGGUGCAAUACAUGAGAAAAAGUCUGCACAAUUAUCAAACUGCAAAAUUUUGAAAUAAAAUAUUUUUAAACA
Molecule: messenger RNA, 2828 nt
Organism: Carassius auratus (goldfish)
Lineage: Eukaryota; Metazoa; Chordata; Actinopteri; Cypriniformes; Cyprinidae
Product: hemicentin-1-like
Exons: 9
Coding region: 175-2277 (700 amino acids)
Biological process (GO): cell-cell adhesion
Cellular component (GO): membrane
Molecular function (GO): integrin binding
Source: RefSeq, a predicted model, not a curated record